AUGUAUAUAUUGGAAAUUAGAAUCAAAGGUUUCCGCUCCUACAAGGACGAAUGCGUACUCAAGUUUGAUCGAGGACUCAAUGUAAUAAUUGGUAAAAAUGGGUCGGGUAAAUCUAAUAUUAUCACUGCAAUAGGAUUUGUCUUUGGGGAGUACUCAACCACAGCCAGCAAGAAUAAUUUGCAAAAUCAAUCCACUGACGAAUCGCAAUCAACAGAAGUAACAGUAAUAUUAGAUAAUUCUGAUAACAGAUUUUUGCAGGGUAAUCAACAGAAGGUUACUCUACAUCGUAGCUUGUUCAGAGGUAAAUAUACUUAUAAAUUCAACUGCAAGUAUGUCAGUAAAAAGGAGUACCGUCAGAUACUUUCCAGUGCUGGAUUACAUGAACAAUUAGAUUUUUACAUUGUCAAGCAGGGGAUGAUAUCACAGCUAUCCAUUGAAAGCCCAAGUCAACGAUUAUAUACUUUGAAGGAUAUAGCUGGCCAUAAGACAUUUGAGGCAAAAACGGUGGAGGCAAGAGAAGUUUUAGCGGAAUGUAGAGUUAAGAAAGAAAGUAUUGAAGGUUAUCUAAAACAUCUGGAAAGUGGAGUUAAGAUAGCACAGAAUGAACAUAAACGAAUAUCUGAGUGGCAAGAAAUUGAAAAUAAGCGAGCCACUCUACAAAACCAAAUUAAAAUGUUUCAAUUUGAUGAAAUCAAAUCUGAAUUGGACAAAUUGUAUGAGAAAAGACAUGAUAAAAGUGAUGCAGUAUCACAACUAGGCAGAAAACUCACAAACAUAAAGGAAUUAUCUGAAGAAUUCAAAGAUAAAAUUAGCCUAUUAGAGGCUUGUAUUUCCACAAAGACUAAAUUGCUAAAACAGUUAGAAAAUGAACUAUUUCACAUGGUAGACGAACUUAGUAUAGUGGAACAGGAAGAAACCGAAUUAAAGAUUGAUGAAAAUUUACGUAAUAGCAAAGUUAACGAAUUGGAAGAAGAACUCCGCAAUCUUAGGUUGCGAAUAAAGAGCGUUAUAUGUGAAUAUCAAGAGGCAAAAAAUGCGGCAGAAAAUGCUGAAAAGGAGUUAAAUGAAGCUAUUAGAGAGGAUGACAGGAACAACUUUCAUUGUGAUAAAAGGAAUGUCACUGCAAAGAUAGAAGAAAUGAUAAAUCUGGCAUCGGAAGAGAAAAAAACACAAAUUGAAACUGCUAACCAUUUGAAGAAGGAGAUUGAAAUGUCUAAAAAUCGAAUCAUACAAUUACAGCUAGAAUUGGAUGAAUUCCAAGCUAAUUCGGAUAUUGAACAAAAAUUGAGCGACCACCUCAAGGAGAUGAGCAAAGUUACGGAAAAGAAAAGAAAUUUACAACUACAAAUUACACAAACUAAGAAUGACUUAGUGCAACUAAAAGCCAAGUAUCAUUCACUAUCAAAAUCAUAUGGCAAAACCAUCAGCUAUUCCAAUAAAUCAUGUGUUGACAUUGUCAACACAUGGGUUAAUCAAUGUAAAAUACCACCAAGCCAGUUUUUAGGGUUUAUUGUGGACACUUUCAGUUGUGAUCCAGAAUUCUACAAGUGUAUAGAGCAAGUUGUUGGACAUAAAAUGUUCAAUGUGGUAGUUUCGACGUUUGAAGUAGCUCAGAGUUUACUCUCAUAUGUCAAAUCUCAAAAUGACUCAGCACCAUCUGGAAUAGAUGAGAAAAAAAUGAAUGGGGUUUCGUCAUUCCAAGGAAGAUUGGUAAUUAUCAUUGCAAAUAUGCUCCCCGAAGCUAACGACUUUAACCACGCCCCUCCAGAAUGUGUAAGAAUCGUGGAGUGUAUAGAAUAUAAAGAGUGUCUGGGUAAUGUUAUAUCACACGUUUUUGGCAACACACUAUUGAUACCAGACGUCAAACUUGCGAGAUCACUAACAAGUAAUGGAUACGAUUGUGUUACACUAGAAGGGGAGGCAUUCUUCGCGGGGGGUAGGAUAAGAAUAGGUUCAGUUACAUCUGAUUCAUCCAUUUCACUACAUAAGAAGGUGAAGGAGAUGGAUAAACAAUGGAAAAUGUUAGAGGAGAGAUCAUAUGAAAAGGACCUAGAAAUAUCUGAGCUGGACAAAAUAUUGUAUGUUAUGGACAAUGAAAGGAUUUCCUUGAUAGAGGAAAAGAAAAAUUACAAUUUAGCACAUGAAAAGAAACUUAGUGAAAUCAUGACGUUAAAAUCUCUAGUACAAGGGAUGGAAGAGCGACUAAAUCAGAUUUUGAACAUUGGUGAAAAGCUUGAUUUUCAGAUUGAUGAGUGGAACAAGCAAAUUGCAUGUCUCAGUAGUUUAGAGAUCAAACAAUCAGAUAAAAAUACUUCCAAAAAUUAUAUGAAUGAGCGUACAAAGUGUAAACAACUGUGUGAUGAACAAUUCGAAUAUGUCGCUAAAAAGUUAAACCAGUUGAAAUCCAGGGAAAAAAGAGUGGCUGAGGAGAUAUUAAUCACUAGACAUAAAUCGAAAACUGUGCAACGUAGUGAAGAGAUAAAAGGUGUCAUUGCUAAUAUACGUAAGCGUAUAGAAGACGAAGAACAUAAGAUUGUGGAGGCUAAAAAGAAAAUAUUUGAUGCAAGGAGUGAGAUUAAUAGACAACAAUUGUGUGAGAUGGAUGUUAGAAGGGAAUGGACUGAGGAAUUCACCAAUAUGUCCCAGUUGGACCAAAAGAUAACGGCACUUAAAUCAAAGAUCGAAAAACUCAAGAUUGAUGAAUCAUUGAUCAACUCCAAUAAGCAGAUUAAUAAAUUGUCAAAAGACCAAGUGAUUGAACAGUUAAGGGAUACCAACAAUUUGCUAAAAGAAAAAACUCUUGCCAACAGCACUAAACUUAUGAUCCACUACUCAUCACUCCUAACACAGUAUGCCACGUUGCAAAACAAUUAUAAAUCUCUAGCAGCAUCCAACGAUGCAAUCGAAGAUACCCUCAAAAGGCUGGAUGAAUUAAAGACAAAUCAUUUUUUACAGUAUUUGAAGAAGGUUAAUGAAAAGUUUCAGGACAUAUUCAAAAUACUAGUACCUGAGGGGGAUGCCAAAUUGGUCACAACAACGGAUAACAAUGGAUUGGAUAUACAAAUUUCUUUUGGUAGACACAUUUUUGAGCCCAUUAGAAGGCUUUCAGGUGGUCAAAAAUCACUCAUUUCUCUCUCUUUAAUAUUAUCCCUGCAACAAAUGGAAUCAUGUCCAUUUUUGAUAAUGGACGAAAUAGACGCAGCACUAGAUGACACUUACCGCGACAAAUUAUCAUUCCUAAUAGGCAAAUUGGCGAAUAAAGGAUACCAGGUAAUAUGCACAACGCACUGGCCUCAAUUGCUAAAUUUUGCUAACAGAAUUUUUCAUGUGGAAAACAGCGCGGGAUUUUCGAUGGUAAAGCUGGUCAAUAAGGACAAGGCCAAUUACCUCAUAGGUUACGAUGCAGUUGAUGAUUGA
Babesia microti strain RI is the source of this 3417-nucleotide messenger RNA. Its product is annotated as RecF/RecN/SMC N terminal domain. Gene Ontology annotation, biological process: mitotic sister chromatid cohesion. The transcript has 9 exons. Gene Ontology annotation, cellular component: chromosome. The record is from RefSeq and is a predicted model, not a curated record. Gene Ontology annotation, molecular function: protein binding; ATP binding; cohesin loader activity. The coding region runs from base 1 to 3417 and encodes 1138 amino acids. NCBI's taxonomy places the organism in Eukaryota, Apicomplexa, Aconoidasida, Piroplasmida, Babesiidae.